Molecule: messenger RNA, 292 nt
Organism: Priapulus caudatus
Lineage: Eukaryota; Metazoa; Priapulida; Priapulimorpha; Priapulimorphida; Priapulidae
Product: ethanolamine kinase 2-like
Exons: 2
Biological process (GO): phosphatidylethanolamine biosynthetic process
Cellular component (GO): cytoplasm
Molecular function (GO): ethanolamine kinase activity
Source: RefSeq, a predicted model, not a curated record
AUGCAGAGAUGCGAAACCUCACGCGCCUUCACGCCGCCGGCUGCUGCCCUCCUCUAUACGCACGCUUCAACAACGGACUCUGCUACGGCUAUGCAGUCGGCACGUGUCCUUCGGUCGACGACAUAGCUACCGACCCAAUCUACAGAUACAGAAGGCACGUACCAAACAUAGAGACUCUGCGAACAGAAGUAGAAGUGUUGGAGCAUCACCUAGUGGACCUCGAUUCUCCCGUCGUAUUUUGCCACAAUGACCUGGUCUUAAACAACAUUGUAUACAACAAGACUGAAGGUAC